AUGGAAACAACUGAAUAAUUUGCAGCCUAGCAAUAAGCUGCUAAAAACAACUCAACUAAUGGCGAAUUAGGUGAAAAUACGAAUAAUACUCAGUCUACAGCUCAGAGCGAAUAAAUCGACACCUCAAAGAAGCAGCCAAAGACACUUGCUAAUAUACUUGAUGAUAUUCGAAUAAGCACACAAGGUGAAGAAACUAAAAAUUCAAAUGAUCUUCACCUAGACGGAGAUGAGGAGGAGAAAAAGUUAACACCAGAAGAGGAAGAUGCUGAGAAAUAGGGAUUUGAGUCAUAACUCGAUAAGCUUGACUCUUCACUAGCUGUCAGAGAGGAAAAUGAUAUCAGAAUCGCAGUGAUCGGUAAUGUCGAUUCAGGAAAAAGUACACUUGUUGGAGUGUUAACUAAAGGAAUCAUGGAUGAUGGAAGAGGUUCUGCUCGAAUGAAGGUUUUCAAUUUUGGUCAUGAAGCCUAGAACGGUAGAACAAGUAGUAUUGGAUAAGAGAUUAUGGGCUUUGAUGAUACGAAAAAGCAAGUAGAAGUUGAGAGAGCCAAUGCCACUAAGAAUCAGUCAUGGGCUCAUAUCGCUUCUAAUAGUAAGAAACUAAUCACAUUCUUAGACUUGUGUGGGCAUGAGAAAUACCUAAAGACUACUAUGUUUGGACUUGUCGGCUUAUUGCCAGACUAUAGUAUGAUUAUUGUUGGAGCAAAUAUGGGUGUAAGCAGAAUGACAAAGGAGCACUUGGGAAUAUCAUUAGCUCUUAAAGUUCCUAUUUUCAUUGUUAUUACUAAGGUUGACAUUGCUCCACAAAACGUCUAUGAGUAAACUAAGGAUACUUUGGUUAAAAUUUUGAAGUCACCUGGCUGUGGAAAGAUGCCAGUUGUUGUCAAAGAGGAUGAUGAUGUGAGUGUCUUUGCCAACAGCUUGGCUAGCGAUAAAGUUACACCUAUCUUCACGAUCAGUAACGUAACUGGAUAGGGAUUGCCAAAACUUAAAGAAUUCAUGUCGCUCCUACAUUCAAGAAUACAAAUAAGUGGGCACUUCAGAAAGCCAACUGAUCCAGUAGAAUUCAUGAUUGAUGGAGUUUAUCAAGUGACUGGUGUUGGUUUGGUUGUAGCUGGUACUCUUAAAGCUGGUACUGUGUUGCCAAAUACAACUUUACUCUUAGGGCCUGACAAAACAGGAAAAUUCAAUCCAGUAGUAGUUAAGUCCAUUCAUCAUAAGAGGACGCCAGUUGAUAAUGCAGUAUCUGGUUAAGCUGUUUGUUUCAACAUCAAACCUUUAGAUAGCAAGAAGCUUUAGUUAAAGCGAACACAUUUCAGAAAGGGAAUGGUCCUCCUUGAUAAAAACUCAAAUCCCUCAUCUAUUUACGACUUUGAAGCAGAAGUUGUUAUAUUGCAUCACGCUACCACUAUCAAGACUAAUUACUAGGCAGUUAUACAUUGCGGUGUUAUUCGAUAAGCAGCUAAGGUUUGUGAUAUGAACAAGGAUUUGUUGAGGACGGGUGAUAAAGGACAUGUCAAGUUCAAGUUCAUGUACAGACCUGAAUAUUUGAAGCCAGGUACCACUAUCCUUUUCAGAGAGGGUAGGACGAAGGGAUUAGGAGUUGUUACCUAGGUCACUCCACCCACCACUGAUGUCAAGCCUCACAGUCACGGAGGCAAGCACCACAAGUAAUUCAAAGAUUAAUAACAGCAGUAAUGA
Molecule: messenger RNA, 1698 nt
Organism: Stylonychia lemnae
Lineage: Eukaryota; Ciliophora; Spirotrichea; Sporadotrichida; Oxytrichidae
Source: the annotation of a GenBank genome assembly